AUGGGUGAUUCAUUAAGAGGUACUUUUUUAAAUGGAAUUUUAUGACGGAUAACGAAUGAAUCGUAUCAAACUGUCGUGUUAUUUUUGUUUAGUGUUGUUUGACAUUUCAUCAUGGAAAGACUUAGCCCGGCACAGCGUCUACAAAUUAUUCAACUUUAUUACGAAAAUCAGCAUUCUACUAGAACUGUUUUUCGUAAGCUUAGAGAAACUUAUGGUCCGCAUGAUCGGCCUACCGAACACACAAUUCGCUAUACAAUUGUAAAAUUUGAAACCCGAUUUUCAUUAUUAGAUAACACAUGACCAAAUAGGCCGCAUCCAACACGUAGUGAAGAAAAUAUAGCGGCGGUAGCUGGAAGUGUACGCGAUGGCCGUGAUGAAUCGAUUCGGCGCCGUUUUUAACAGCUUGGCUUGUCGUAUGCAACAACUUAGCGUAUUUUACGUAAGGACCUUGGUUUAAAAGCAUACAAAAUUCAACUCGUCCAAGAAUUAAAGCCGGCCGACCUUCCGAAUCGUCACCGUUUUAGUGAAUGGGUUCUUGAAAAGAUUGAAGAAAAUCCACUGUUUUCGACCAACAUUUUUUUCAGCGAUGAGGGUCAUUUUUGGCUUAAUGGUUACGUCAAUAAGCAAAAUUACCGUAUUUGGGCUGAAGAACAACCCGAAGAGGUUCAUAACCUGUCAUUAUAUCCAAACAAAACAACCGUUUGGUGUGGUUUAUAGGCUGGUGGAAUUAUCGGUCGAUGUUUCUUUAAAAAUGAGGCCAAGCAGAACGUAACUGUGAAUGGCGCUCGCUAUCGCGACAUGAUAACAGACUAUUUGUUGCCUGAAAUUGAAGCUCGUAAUCUCGAUGACAUUUGGUUUCAACAAGACGGUGCUACAUGUCUGACAGCUCGUGAAACUCUGGCUUUAUUGCGAGAACAAUUCGGCGAACAAUUGAUUUCACGAUUCGGACCGAUUAGUUGGCCAGUUUGA
Molecule: messenger RNA, 969 nt
Organism: Cinara cedri
Lineage: Eukaryota; Metazoa; Arthropoda; Insecta; Hemiptera; Aphididae
Source: the annotation of a GenBank genome assembly